UAUUUCAGGUUGAUGGAAAACUUCACCUACAACAGCUUCACGAUACAACUGGAGGGAUUGAAUGUCCCAAAGGAUUCUAAGCACCCAGUGUUUCUUUUUGUCUUUUUCUCCUACGUGUUUAUAAUGGUCGCAAAUGUGGGUAUUGCUGUUCUGGUUUUUAUGGACAAAAACCUUCACCAGCCUAUGUAUCUCCUUUUGUGUAACCUGUCAGUCAAUGAUAUACUUGGAAAUUCUAUCUUGGUGCCUCGUUUGCUUACAGACAUGUUGAGGUUUCCCUCUGAACGCCUCAUCAGUUAUUAUGAAUGUGUGGUCCAAGCUUUUACAACACAUAUGUUCAGUACCACUGCUCACACUGUACUCAUGAUUAUGGCCUUUGACAGAUAUGUGGCCAUCUGUAAUCCCCUGCGCUAUGCUGCCAUAAUGACCAACAAAAUGGUGGUGAAGCUGACAGUUUCUGCCUGGGGGGUGGCUUUUGUUUUGGUUGGGAUUCUGCUUGGUCUGACCCUACGACUGAACCGAUGUAGGAAUAUGAUAAGAAGCCCUUACUGUGACAAUGCUGCACUGUUUAAACUCUCCUGUGAGAGUGUGUUUAUUAAUAAUGUCUAUGGCCUCACCUUCACUGUAGUCCUGUUCACAGGUUCUAUUGGCAGCAUGGUUAUCACCUAUUCUAAGAUUACAGUAGUCUGUCUCACCAGUAAUAACAUGUCUUUGAACAGUAAAGCCUUGAAGACCUGCAGCACUCAUCUGCUUGUGUUUCUGAUUAUGGUGUUUAGUGGAAUGUCUAUCAUUGCGCUGCAUCGCUUCCCUCAGUACUCAGACUACAGAAAACUCAGUAGCAUUUUGUUUCAUAUUGUCCCCGGCAGUCUCAACCCCAUUAUUUAUGGGGUUCAGUCAAAAGAGAUACGAAGAUUCCUGUCACAAAAGUUUCAGUUCAGAAAGGUUUUGCCAUCAUUAUAA
This is a messenger RNA of Cottoperca gobio, 957 nucleotides long. RefSeq names its product olfactory receptor 8G1-like. The record is from RefSeq and is a predicted model, not a curated record. Gene Ontology annotation, cellular component: membrane. Gene Ontology annotation, biological process: detection of chemical stimulus involved in sensory perception of smell; G protein-coupled receptor signaling pathway. Gene Ontology annotation, molecular function: olfactory receptor activity; odorant binding; G protein-coupled receptor activity. The coding region runs from base 13 to 957 and encodes 314 amino acids. The transcript has a single exon. Lineage: Eukaryota; Metazoa; Chordata; Actinopteri; Perciformes; Bovichtidae.